AUGGAUUCUCUCAGCGUUACAGCCGGCGUUAUCACUAUCCCACAGCUAACAACAAAGGUGCUCUCAUUGCUUACCAACCCGAAGGGCGCUUCGACGGACCGCGAACGGUGUACUCUUGAGCUGUCGAACUUGUCCACCUUGCUCAUCCACCUGAGGUUUCGACUACAAGGCGGAGGCUAUGAUGAGCCUUGGUAUCGGUCUAUCAACGCCCUCAGCGCGAGUAAUGGCCCCCUCGAUCGAUACAAACAAGCGCUUGAAGAGCUUCAAGGCAGCAUGACAAAUGAGAGUGGGAUCACCAAACUUGGGCAGACCAUUAUGUGGAAGUUAAAGAAGGAGGAAAUCGAAAGCAUUCUUCUGAGGAUAGAGCGCUUGAAGACUCUUGUGCAGAUCGUACUGGAGCUGGACCACCUCAAGCUAUCUCAGGCUCUCAAGACUGGCAUUCAUACAGUGCAAAAUGACACCCAGGCGGUCAAGCAAAACACAGACGCGUUUUGGAGCGUUGAGGAGAAGAGACAAGUGGAUUCUUUGACGGAAUGGAUAUCAACACCCAACUAUCCCGCACAACAAUCCGAUAUCAUAAGUGCAAGACAGGAAGAUACUGGAGUUCCUGUCCAAGGAUAUUCCAAAAAGUCGAAUCCUGAGCUUCGGCUACGGCUCUGGGAUUAG
Messenger RNA from Pseudovirgaria hyperparasitica, 666 nucleotides. RefSeq lists its product as uncharacterized. The record is from RefSeq and is a predicted model, not a curated record. The transcript has 2 exons. The coding region runs from base 1 to 666 and encodes 221 amino acids. Lineage: Eukaryota; Fungi; Ascomycota; Dothideomycetes; Acrospermales; Acrospermaceae.